Molecule: messenger RNA, 1973 nt
Organism: Sinocyclocheilus grahami
Lineage: Eukaryota; Metazoa; Chordata; Actinopteri; Cypriniformes; Cyprinidae
Product: leucine-rich repeat-containing protein 14B-like
Exons: 3
Coding region: 669-1973 (434 amino acids)
Cellular component (GO): cytoplasm
Source: RefSeq, a predicted model, not a curated record
CUAUUUUGUGAGCAAGCGUACUAAAAAUAAAAAUUUUCCUCCCAUUAAUUUUUUUUUACAUCACCAUGUUCCUUGAGGGGCUCCGUAAGAAGUUCCCCACAUAGACUUUGCUCAUGUUUAAAUUGGCCAUACAAAUUUAGCACGUUGACAAAGAAAAUUGUUUGGUUUUAAGGUGCCUAAUGUGUGAGUGGUGCUCCAUGCAUUGUUAAACUUUUAACAAAAGACAUUUUGCAGCACCUUAAGAAUAUACUUUUUUCUUUUUCCUUUAACCUUUUUUUCAGGAAUUUUGGAAAAUAUAUCCUAAAAAUAUAUUUAUGGCACAAUUACGUUAGAUUUAACAAUUCUCAAUGGUUAACCCAGAAAAUACCAAAUUUUUCCUACAGCCACAGAAUGUAACCAUUGAUGGUCACACGUAAGAGACUUCUUUUUUCUUUCCAGCCAUUAAAAAUCUAAAUGCUGUUAGUCAUGAGAGUACGAGACAGCUGCUUCUAUAAAUAACUAACCCCCUCUUGACUAUCCCCCUCAUGCUCUCGCUCAGCACUCUUCUGUUCUUGGCUUGACGCACAUCUAUAUGUUGGUUGAAAGAGGGCAGAAGAAACACUCCACGUCUCCUAAAGGCUGACAGCUCCAAGAAGACUCCCGAUCAGGGAGAGCUGACAAACACAGCCAUGAAGAGCUUGAAGUUCCUAGCAGCCGAGGGCUUUGUUCAAACCGGCCCAAAUGCAUGUAAGAACCUCCACUGCUUGUCAUACAAUCUCUACCCAAUCCUCUUCAAAGCCAGCUAUCUGCGUGAAGAGGCCUCAAUGCUCCACGACUUGGUCCAGACGUGGGCUCUGAAAGAGCUCAACUUGCGCAAACUAUUGGGCAGGACAGUGGACUGUCCAGACGAUCUCACGUCUCGCACCUGCAGGCUCUGUCUGGAGGCCAUUCUCACAGGUCUGAGGGACUAUGUGCUUCAAGCUCCAAGCACGUAUACAAAAAUGCUACGUGUGGUGGAUCUAAUUGGUCUGCAAGACAUAGAACACCAGGUCUGUCCCUGCAGACGGACUCUUGGCCGUUGGGCACGAACUGAACUACUUACCCGCAUGUGCUACGAGACUAUGGUGUCCAUGCAGGCCGGCCAAGCAGCACCAUCAGCGGUUGAUGUGGAGGUAGAUGUCCGCUUGGAUGCUUUUGUUACUGGUAGGAACUACGAGGUGGUGGCUCAGGCUCUGUUGCUGCGCAGACAUUGCCCGUUAAAGCUGCACUUCGUAGGCCUGCGUGUGGACUCGCUGAGCCUCAGGAACCUCUUUUACCUCCUGAAGCUGGUGGAAUCACAUGGCCUGCAGAAGCUGGAAGUGGUGCACAAUGUACAUCUGGAGGCUCCACACAUUGAGGUACUGCUCUCCCAGCUGAAGUUCCCUCAGCUGCGCUCGCUCACGUUUCCUGCUCAGGCUUUGAAUGUACACAGAUUGGCUCUGGAAGACGAAGGCCUCAUGGGAGUUCUGGGUGAGCUGAUGAGCAAACUGACUGAACUGAGAGAGCUCUAUCUGGGGUUCUCCACUCUUACAGGGCAUCUGAGGAAACUGCUGAGUCCACUGAACACUCCGCUGCAGUGUAUCGAGUUAGCGAACUGCAGUCUUAAUGCAGUGGACAUGGCCUACUUCGCCAACAGCCUGCACAGUGAGCACAUAGUAAAGCUGGACCUGAGUGGUCAUGAGGUAGCUGACCUGUUCCCCAACACCUUCCGGAAGCUUCUGCAUCGCUGUUGUGCCACACUCACUAGUGUGGGUCUGGAGGAGUGUGGACUGGAUGAUGACAAACUGGAUCUGCUCACCCUAGCACUGACACCCUGUCACAGGCUACAGGAAUUGAAGAUCCUGGGUAAUCCACUGAGCACAGCUGCUCUGCACCAUCUUUUUAAUAUGCUGGCUCUGGGUUUUCCUGCAUUGAGAUAUGUUGAGCUGCCCGUCCCUCGUGACUGUAAAAAAUAG